Molecule: messenger RNA, 549 nt
Organism: Lingula anatina
Lineage: Eukaryota; Metazoa; Brachiopoda; Lingulata; Lingulida; Lingulidae
Product: autophagy-related protein 101-like
Biological process (GO): autophagosome assembly; autophagy
Cellular component (GO): phagophore assembly site; Atg1/ULK1 kinase complex
Molecular function (GO): protein kinase binding
Source: RefSeq, a predicted model, not a curated record
UUAAAACGAGUGUGUAACUUUGAGUGGUACCAAAACAACAAAAUUUCUUCUAAUAAUUUCACCAACAUUUUGCAGUAUGUGAUGAAAUAGUGAAGACGAGCUAUUCAUACAGAAAACAUGAAUGCAAGGUCACAGAUAUUUGAGUUGUCUGUUGAAGGUCGGCAGAUUGAUGAAGUGGUAGCAAGUAUAUUCCACACAAUACUCUUCCACAGAACAUUGGGCAAGUUCCGCUAUAAAGCAGAGGGCAGUUAUUCCAUUGGUACAGUGGGAAUGGUGGAUGUAGACUGUGAUUUUGUAGAUUUUACAUAUGUCCGUGCGGCUUCAAGUGAAAUAGACCAAGCUAUUAAGAGAGAAAUGGCAGCAUUCAGAGAUGCUCUACGAAAUAAUGAGAAUGCUACUAGUGGACAGAUUUCCUUAGAAUUUUACCAGAAGAAGCGUGCCAGGUGGCCUUUCCCAGCUGAGUGCAUACCUUGGGAGGUGUGGACCUUAAAACUGGACAUAAUUGGUCUGGCUAAUGAACAUGGUGAGUUAUAGUUACCAAUGAGAUUC